Pseudocercospora fijiensis CIRAD86 is the source of this 3025-nucleotide messenger RNA. RefSeq lists its product as uncharacterized. Lineage: Eukaryota; Fungi; Ascomycota; Dothideomycetes; Mycosphaerellales; Mycosphaerellaceae. The transcript is spliced from 2 exons. The record is from RefSeq and is a predicted model, not a curated record. Gene Ontology annotation, molecular function: triacylglycerol lipase activity. Bases 121 to 2076 code for a protein of 651 amino acids. Gene Ontology annotation, biological process: lipid metabolic process.
CGCCCUCUGUCUCGCCUUCGACAUCGCCCCCCAAGCCCUACACACCGUUGCCGCGCAAUCCAUAUGCAGUAUUCUGGGCGGAAGAGGCAAAUGAGGAUACUGGGAGCAUAGCGCUGAGUUAUGGCUGACGGCCAGGCAUGGAGCGGGAGCGAGAGUGGCCUGCUUGUUGCUGCCAUCUUAAGCAUGCUGGGCAACCUGUUGAAAUGGCCCUUUAGCGUUUUGGCCUGGUUAUUGGAAGAAUCGUCUGAAUCACGAUACCUGCGCCAGCUCAAGUCAGCUACGACUUUCUCAAAGUGGCUUGAAGCGGCCAAAGGCCUUGACAAGCAACCCGAAGCUCUGGGGUGGAUCCUGAAUCCCAUCGACAAGCACUACGGCUGGAAGCAUGUCAGUGAGCGGCGCAAACUCCUUGGACGUCUUAGAAAUGAGGGUAACUACAUUCAAAUCGGCGAUACCCUUCGACAUUCCCUCAUGCGACACAUGUAUAAUAUCACCAACCUGGCACUCUACAAGCAGACAUACAUGACCACCAAAGAGGAGAUACAUCUUUACGUGAACGAGACAGUGGCUGCCAUCAGAGCUGUCACCAAAUCGCCUCCGGCACUUGCUACCAGAGCUGGGCGUUUCUCUGCCCAGGAUAAGCGGAUUCUGCUGAGUGAUCUGCAGAAAACCUAUGGCAGGACAGCGCUGGUCCUACAAGGGGGGUCCAUAUUUGGCAUUUGCCACCUGGGCGUUGUGCAGGCACUUGACGAACAGGCUAUUUUGCCCAAUGUCAUUGUCGGCACAGCUACUGGCGCGCUGAUGGCGGCACUUGUCGGAAGCAAGACUGAACAGGAGUUGCCUGACUUUGUCUGCGGCGAGUCCCUAGAUCUGAGCGCCUUCGCCAAUCGCUCUCGUCAAGCGCAAAGGGAGACGUCAGCGAAGAGAAAGCUGCCACGAUUUCUCUGGCCCAUGGAGCGGCUGCGCAAGUGGCUUCAAGUUGUCAUGCGUCGUUUGCGAAGACUUGUCCAGGCCGGUUUCGUUCUUGAUCCAGAUGCGCUGGCGCAAUGUGUACGCGACAAUGUGGGCGAUAUGACGUUUGAGGAAGCAUACAAGCGGACCGGCCGGGUCCUCAACAUCGUUGUCUCAUCACCUAGUGAAGAAGUUCCAAGCCUCAUGAACCAUUUGACAGCACCUAGGUAUCUUAUACGGUCGGCAGCAAUGGCAUCUCACGACGCAAACGUUGGCCAGAGCCAGCUCGAUGCUCUGCGGCUGUUGUACAAAGAUCUGGACGGGAACAUUCGAGCCAUAGAUGCGAAGAUACCGCAAGGACGGCAAAGACUGGACCGGCCGACCUCAUCGGCGGAACAAAAUAACCCUUUCAGACGUUUGCGGCAGCUUUUCAACGUCGAACAUUUUAUAAUUUCGCAAGCACGUCCUUACAUCGCGCCGUUCUCUCGCCCAUCCCUUCCGUAUCUGCGCGGCAAAAGGCAGGACCGAAGAUGGAUCCCCCAUGUGGUUGGACUGUGGAUACGUGCAUUGCUUGUCUCACUGGACUUCCUCAAUGUCCUCCCAGAGAGAUUACAUCGGAUUCUCAGCGACGAAACAAUUGGCACUGGAAACAAUAUUACAUUGGUGCCUGAGAUAACAUUCAGAGAUUGGCCUCGGUUGCUCCAGAAUCCCAAGCAGGACCUAAUCGAUACAUGGCUACUGAAAGGCGAACGAGCCGUAUGGCCUUCGAUCUGCGCUCUAAGGAUUCGGAUGACCGUCGAGCUUGAGCUGCAAGAAUGUUGGGAUGAGCUGCGUCAACGACGAACGCCGACUGCUCAAGAGAAUGAGGCAAGGAGUACAGGCAGAGAAGACGCGGCCGGGCAGCCGAACCCAGACCAAAGGAACCGAAACCGCGAAGCCGAGGAUCGCCUGCUUAAGGACAUGCAACGAGGCGUUGGUGGGUUUGUGCCAGGCAUUACUGGAAUGGAUCAUAUCGGGGGUAUCAGUACUCGGGAGCAUUACAGCGAGAUAGAUGGCGCAGAAGCGGAUGGAAACGACAGGCAUAGAAAGGUGCCGCGACUAAUCCUCAAUGAUUCGGCGGUCAAAUAGUCGGGAUUGACGAGCGCAGCCUUAUAUUCAUGGCAUUUAUUGUCUCACGCAUAACGAUAGGCGUGGCUCGCAUGAUUCUGCGUGGACACAGGAUCAGGGUUCUUAAUAAUGGAAGUAUCGCGAGACCAGCGGUCACGCUUUGAUAUUCAGUGUUGUACAUAUGGGCCAAGUAUGGCCUCAACACAUCCAGGGAAGGUCUGUCAGUAGCAACAUACAAGUUUCUGGUAUCACAUGAAGUCUAUAUCUCUACCGAGUGGAUGAUUGAUGGACCAGCAGACGUCACAUCGUUUACCGAGCUGUCUCACCCAGGUCGUACCGCUAUCUCGCCUUUGAUGACCCGUCCAUACAAGCCAACACCUUUUCCAGCCACCAUCGGGGCCCAUCGCUGCCUGAAGUGAAAAGUCGCUCAGAUGGCUUGCUUGGAAAAUGCCGUCACGGAAAAUGUUGCACAUCAAGCCCAAGCCAAGGCGGCGUCCGGAACGCCUCGAAAACGCCAUGCAGAAUGCCAAAUGGCAUGUCCUCUUCUGCGUGCAUUGAAGUGCAGUAUGUGCUGCAUUGUCAUGGUAUGCAAAACUCGCUUGAACGUAUCCAGAAGUAGUGUUCAUCAGAAUCAAUAGAUCGCGGGCGUCGGAAGCUAGAAGCAAGUCCAGUCGAUUUCAUAAGUGGGCUGGCGGUUUGACUCCCAGCUCUGCUCAAUUCCAGGCUCAUUGCUUCUUUUUCUCCGCCUCUUGCUUCCCUUUCUGCUGUUGCUCCAUACCCGCUUGAUUUCGUUUCGACUUCUCUUUCUUCUUCCUUUCGUUCCAUGACUCGCUGAUGAAGUCUUUGAACUUCUCCCAUGGAUUUCGAUUGAGCCUGUUGCUCAAUUGCCGGAAAUUGUACAUCUCUCCCCAGCAGUCUCUACCCCACUCGCAUCCUGCCAUGUUGACCAAGAAAUCGCGCUCUUCUUUCU